UCUUUCAAGGAGAGGGAAUGCCCAUAAACCAGAAUAUACCUCUGGCUGUAGAAUUUCCCAUCCAUGGUUUUUCUAAGAUGAGAUUGUCAUGUGCAUGCCCUCCCCAGUUAAAUCUCCAUAUGAGGGCAUAGAAAUGAUAGAUCUCUUUGUCCGACGUAUUCAAAAUGGUACAGUUUCUAGAAAAAGUUAGGCAUGUCCCCAGAUGAUGCUGCCAUCUUGGUAGAAUUUAAAAAUAAUAAGUUGGGAACUACUGGAGCUGUAGUACAAGUUCUCUUCCAAUGCCUUGGGAGGGCUAAGUGUAUCCAGGAGCCACAAAGAAAAUAUAGCCCUGUUCCUUGAAGGGAUGGUUCUAAGUUGUGGCUUGUGAGAGACACUGGCAGAUUUUCCUCAUAUCUUAGAAGUUUCCUUUCUUUACGUAUAAUAGAGGCAUCCUUGGGAUAAAGAUAACCAUAUUUAGUCAUUUACGAUGUCAUUUGGAAUUUGACAUGCCAAGUGAAAAGGGUCCACCUGACAAAUGGAGUUUUGAAAAAUUAGAGACGAAAUAGGGCCCUGGUGAAUAUCUCAGAUGAUUUUUGUGGCAAGGGUGUCAGUCCAGAUGUCUUCAGUUCGCCCAAAGAUCUGUAAGCUGCCACUAUUAGCAAACAUCAUACAAGGGUCUGGAAUUCCAUGGGUAGGGUGGAAGUUUGGAAAGACCCAUGUGUUAUUUUUUACAUUAUAGUCAAGGUGGUUACUUAGAGCAUGCCACUCCCAUCGGUACUUCCAACCAGAAGGAGAGGCUAGAUUCUGAAAGCCCCCCACUAGGGCUUCUAUCCUUGUAGAUCACCCUUGUUGCACUCUCCUCAAAUCUUUGAACUAUCAGCAAUUACAAGUGUGAUGUUAAAAUAUCUGAGAUCUCCCAAGUAUGAUCCUUCCCCACUGCUUUUAAAGCAGAGGGAGGCAUUUGCUAUUACUCAGUCAACUUUUCCAGGCCUGAGGGUGUGAAGCUUAUCUUUGGGAGAAAGUUCUUUGAUGCUGGGGCAAAGUGUUUUCCUGGGAAGAGUUAGUCACCCAAUUGAAAGUGUUCCCAUGCCAUGUCCCAUUUAUGCCUGGUAAGUCUUUAAGCGUUAAAGGUAAAGCCAACAAAGGGAAUCCUAAGAUGCUGAGUUCCGGGUAACUGUAAGUUUCCUUAGUGUCACUGAACUAAGCGAACCACUUAGGACAGACCUGACAAUUAGUCUUGUACAAAUGGGCCAUGGCAGAUAUUGUAGGAGCUAAAUGGUGCGAUGUAUUACGAAGUCCAGUAAAAAGUCGUAACAGAUUUAGUGAUAGUAAAACUCUCAUGUUUACUUCCUGUUAGUAACCGUUAUUCCUGCUGUGAGGUUAAUAAUUAAGCCCAAUGCUGUAGUAAUUGAGAUUCUCCCUCUGACAUUCCACCCUGGGGGUGCUGCAGUAUAUAGUUCUACUGCAAAUAGCAGAGUGAGUAUAGCAAUUCCUGCAAGGAGUAGUAGUAAACAAUUCCCACCAGAAAGAAGUUCUGAUAUUUGGCUCAAAAGGAGAGGUAGAAAUGACAAAAUGUAUUUGUUGAGGUAGGGGUGAGACUGCAUAAGAUGAUUAGUUCUCAUUCAGUUACUUAUCUUUUGUGAUUUUCAGCUUAAGAUCUUCUGUUUUUUCACAUUGCUAUUCAGGACGUUCCUCUGGGCUGUCGGGGGUUGCUCCCUCAGCUCUCCAGGCUUUGAUUUGAGUGUGAUGUAUCUAUGAGUCGGUUGAUUCCUGUACCUUUUAUUGUUGGGGGAACUGGAAGAACAGUGUAAUUACAGCCCUUCCUAGGUUGGGCUUAGGGAGGGAGAGAGAGAAGGGAGAACCUUUACCAGUACCAAAUCUCCCGGGUUAAAUAGAAGUGUCCCUGUUUCCUGGGGUUGGGCUUUCGCUAAUUGUGCUAAUUCCUGUUGGAAGUCAGCCAGAGAGGUUACAUGCUUAACUAGCUCGGAGGUUUCCCGAUCUAAUAGAAAAUCAUUGGUAAGGAAAGGGUGUCCAUACAGCAUCUCAAAAAGGCGAAGACCUAAUUUUGAAGGGGUUUAUCUUACUCGUAGUAAGGCCAUGGGAGGAAGAGUGACCCAAGGAAGGUGAGUUUCUUGGGACAAUUUUCUGAGGUGUCUCUUGAUAAUAUCAUUAGUUUUCUCUACCUUUCCUGAGGAUUAGGGUCUCCAAGCCCAACGGAGAUGAUAUUCUAUGCCUAGUGCUUUUGAGACCCUUUGUGUGACAGCUGCCUUAAAUGAGGGCCCAUUAUCACUUUGUAGGUACUUAGAUGAAAGCAGGGAGUUAUUUCAUUAACUAACACUUUUAUUACCUCAGAGGCUUUUUCUGUACAACAUGGAAAUGCUUCUACCCGCUUAGUGAAGGUAUCUACCCAUACAGCAGGUAUUGAAUGCUCUUUGUCUUUGGCAUGUGGGUGAAGUUCGUCUGCGACUCCUCCCUUGGGUAUCUUUCUGUUCUUUGGGUUUGAGCAGGAAGGAGUCGCCUGUUCAGGGGAUUAUUUUUAAGACAGACUUCAUAAGCAUUAACAACUUGCUUGAUUGUGUUUAGUAAGUUCUCACCUAAAAACAAUCUCUGGGCAUAUUGAUGAGUUUUAUCAUUUCCCAAGUGAAAAGCUUGGUGAAGCACUUUAAGGACUUUCCAUUGGCUGGAGGCUGGCACGUGGAGUUAGCCGUCUUGCGACUGUAGCCAUCCUGAGGGCUGAAAUGUAUACCAUCGAGAAGUGGCCCAUCCUAUUUCUGUGGGUGAGUACUGAGGUUUAAUUUCUCUUACGGAGCCUUCCCAGAUUAAAGGGGUUUGAAGUGUGUUGUCUUGAGCCUUCCUUGCUGCUGACUUAGCUGCCUGAUCAGCUAAUCUAUUUCCUUUGGCUAUCUCAUCUGUUCCCGUUUGAUGUCUCCUACAUUGCAUCACUGCUGUUUCUCAUGGAAGGAGAACUGAGGAUGAUAACCUGUGAUACUUUAUAGGAGAUCCAUUGGUGGUAAGAAAAUGCCUUUCGUUCGAAAUGACAGCAUAAGCAGGGAGAACCAGGAAGGCAUAUUUGGAGUUUGUGUAAAUAUUAGCUACCUUUCCUUUGCUUAAUUCAGUUGUUCUUGUAAGAGCGAUUAGCUCAGCUAAUUGAGCGCUUGUGCCUGGAGGGAGUGACGCACUUUCAGUGAUGUCAUGUAGAGUGACUACUGUGUAUCCUGCCUUACAGAUCCCUUGUUCUACAAAAGAGCUCCCAUCUGUCAACAGGGUCCAGUCUGGGUUCUCUAGGGGAGUUUCCUUGAGAUCUUCCCUGGCUGCAUAGGUCUGUACUAUGAUUUGUUCACAGUCAUGCUCAGAUUCCCCAGUUUCUUCCUGGUGGAAGGUGGCUGGAUUUAGGUGAGAACAAGUCUUUAAUUGGAUGUUGGAACCCUUUAACAGCAGGGCCUGAUAUUUAAGAAGUCAGCUAUCUGUUAGCCAAAGGCUCCCCCUAGAGCGCAGUAGUCCUGCCACGUUAGGUGGGGCAUAAAUAAAUCAUUUUCCACGGUUAAUUUAGAGGCUUCUGGGACCAAAAGAGCCACUGAGGCAAUGGCUGGGAGGCAUGCUGGCCAUCCUUUAGCCACCAACUCAAGUUCCUUACUUAGGCAACCCACACUGGCUGUUGACCUGGGCCUGUGUUAAUACUCCCAGGGCCAUUCCCUUCUUUUCUCAUACAUACAGAUUGAAGCCCUUCCCUGUAGGAAGGGUGAAAGCUGGUGCCUUAAGCAAGGCUUGCUUCAGCUGGUCAAGGUUUGAGCUUCAGGUUCCCAGGUUAAAAGAUAAGUUUUAGCUCCCUGAGUUUCUUUUAUGAGGUUAUGUAAGUUUCUUUUAUGAGGUUAUAUAAUGGACAGGCUAUUUCACCACACUCAGGUAUCCAUAGUCUACAAAGUCCUGUAAUGCCCCAAAAUCCUCUGAGUUGCUUGAGGGUUUUGGGGAGGAAAAGGAAGAAAUAGUCUCAACCCUCUCCUUCCCUAAUGCUCUGGUCCCCUCAGACAGCACUAGGCCUAGGUAUACUUCACUGAGGUUUUGCAGAGCUGGGCCUUGGGUUUUGAAACCUUAUAUUCUCUGUUGGCUAAGAAGUUGAGAAGAGCUUCAUUGCCUUCCUGAAAAGCAUCCUCCGUUGGGGCACAGAGCAGAAUAUCAUCAACGUAUUGCAAGACCUUAACUUAAGGAUGAGAGAACUCAGAGAGGUCUUGUGACAGUGCCUGUCGAAACAGAUCAUUCAACUUCAAGUGGCACAUUAUCUUUUAAACCUAGUCAAUCAUUGAUUACUCUUCCUACUGCCCAUGUGAUGCCGUCUAAUUCCAGCGCUUCAAUUUCCAAACUUAGGGAAUCCUUGACACCAGAUGGCUCAAAAUGGAGUACAAGCCUCAUGCAAACAUUGGGAAACCACAGUAGGGGGGAGCAGGACUCUUCACUAGACAUGAAGGACUUCCGGCCACUUCGGAAAUGGUCAUCUUUAUCCAAACUCACUGCCCCGGAUAACUGUGGCCAGGGUGGCACUGUAUGCAGAGAAGAGUCAAGGAAUGGUUUGGAGAAGAUAGGGAGGGCUAAGGCUUUAACAUCACAACUGAGGACAGUUGGGCCUAGCUGUUUACAUGAUAGUAUGGAGAUGCUUAAGUUAGAGGACAAGGAAGUAAAUAAAAAACGGUCAUCAACUCUGGACUGCAAAUAUAAAUUUGAGAGCUGUAGCAAGGAGGACUUUAGAGCCUCUUCCUCAACUCUUAGGAGACAGACUGUAGACAUGACAUAUAGUGCCUUACCUGAAAGCAAGCCCAUUAUGACAAGCUCAGAGGCUUUUGAACCUCCAAAAUAUUUAAUGCUUGGUCAACAGGCAGUAGGUGGAGUUCCCAUUCAGCCUUCUGUAAGGACUCAGAUGUGGCUUACAGAGCAGCUGCGGACAAAUCCUUUGGAAGGUAGAAAUACAGAGGAUUCUUACAGUUUAGCUCCUUGGCAACAGCAGCAAAUUGAAGACUUUCGACAAGGAAGUGAAACACCAAUGCAGGUUUUGGCUGGAUCAUCUCGUCAAAGUUAUUCACCUUCUGGCUAUCAGGAUUUCAGUAAGUGGGAAUCAAUGUUGAAAAUAAAAGAAGGACUUCUAAGGCAGAAAGAAAUUGUAAUCGAUCGGCAGAAGCAACAAAUUACCCACCUGCAUGAGAGGAUAAGGGAUAAUGAAUUACGGGCUCAACAUGCCAUGUUAGGACAUUAUGUAAAUUGUGAGGAUUCUUAUGUGGCUAGUUUGCAGCCACAAUAUGAGAACACUUCACUCCAGACACCAUUUUCAGAGGAAUCAGUUUCCCAUUCCCAACAAGGGGAAUUUGAGCAAAAGCUUGCAUCUACUGAGAAAGAAGUUUUACAGCUUAAUGAGUUUCUCAAACAAAGACUAAGCCUAUUUAGUGAAGAGAAGAAGAAACUGGAGGAAAAACUUAAAACUAGAGAUCGAUACAUUAGUAGUCUGAAAAAGAAAUGCCAGAAGGAAUCUGAACAAAAUAAAGAAAAGCAGAGAAGAAUCGAGACCUUGGAAAAGUAUCUGGCUGAUCUUCCAACUCUAGAUGAUGUACAGAGUCAGAGUCUACAGCUGCAGAUUCUGGAAGAAAAAAAUAAGAAUUUACAAGAGGCUUUGAUAGAUACAGAAAAAAAAAUUGAAGAGAUCAAAAAGCAGUGUCAAGAUAAAGAGACACAGUUAAUAUGCCAGAAAAAGAAAGAAAAGGAGUUAGUAACUACUGUUCAGAGUUUGCAACAAAAAGUAGAAAGAUGCCUUGAAGAUGGAAUCCGCCUUCCCAUGUUAGAUGCAAAACAGCUUCAGAAUGAAAAUGAUAAUCUCAGACAACAAAAUGAGACUGCUAGUAAGAUAAUAGACAGCCAACAAGAUGAGAUUGACAGAAUGAUUUUAGAAAUUCAGUCUAUGCAAGGAAAGCUUUCGAAAGAGAAACUGACCACUCAAAAGAUGAUGGAAGAGCUGGAAAAGAAAGAAAGAAAUCUACAGAGAUUAACAAAAGCAUUGCUUGAAAACCAAAGACAAACAGAUGAGACAUGCUCUUUAUUGGAUCAGGGCCAGGAAGCUGACCAAUCUAGGCAGCAGACAGUUCUUUCCAAACGGCCACUAUUUGAUUUGACUGUGAUUGAUCAGCUGUUCAAGGAAAUGUCCUGUUGUUUGUUUGACUUGAAAGCAUUAUGCAGUAUUCUUAAUCAGCGUGCUCAGGGCAAGGAGCCUAAUCUUUCAUUAUUACUGGGAAUAAGAUCAAUGAACUGUUCAGCUGAAGAGACUGAGAAUGACCACAGCACAGAAACACUCACUAAAAAGCUGUCAGAUGUGUGCCAGUUACGAAGAGACAUUGAUGAAUUAAGGACUACAAUAUCAGACCGCUAUGCUCAGGACAUGGGAGACAACUGCAUUACUCAGUGAUCAAGUGUUAGUCCCACAGCAAUAAUGACCUGUUGUUUAAAUGCUGCUGUGUUACAGACUCAUAAUGGAAGGUUGCAAGUGACAUGACUUGCACAUAGGGAUUUUUUUCUGUGGAUUUGUUUUAUUGAAGGGGAGAAGGGAAGUGAAGAGAUUUUGAAGGGGCUUAUCUAAUCAGGCAAAAAAAAAAAAUCAAAUUACCUUUGGAAAAUAUGAUAAAAUCUACAAGAAAAAAAUGUCUGUAUUCUCAAACUACUGAUUGUAGGACCAAGCUGUGAAGAGUACCCUUCACAUGAAGGAGUAGGCUUCCCUUUAAUCCUAUAGCUUCGUGUAUUUGUGUGUGCAUGUGUGUGUGUUGUGUGUGUGCACGUGCUUUAUUCACAAAUUUAUAAGGGUUUCUAGGGUCAGAGCAGAGCUUCUGAGAAAGGCACCCGCUGUUUAUUCUUAUAUUUCUUUCAUAUAGAAGCUUGUGUUGUACUUCGGGAUUUUCAGUGCCUGGGUGAACAAGAGUUCCAACAGCAGGCAAGUGUUGUAAUGAUAGUACAGCGGGAAAACCAUUUGUAUUUUGAACACUUACUGCACUGAUAGGAUGUUUUGUGGUUGAGCUGAUUUUAGUACUGUAGAUAUGUCAGCUGUUUUUCCAGAGUGAUUGUGGAUUUCCCAAGAGGUGUGAAAUUUUGUGAUGCUCUUUUUCCUUAGCGUUGUAAUGUAUGUGUUACAAGAAAGGUUAACAUAACUUGAACUAAUUUUAACAUGUUCCUUACUAUUUACAAUUUUUUAUUUAUAUGUUUUAUAUAUAUACACAUAUAUAUAUCAAUGUAAACAAAGCCAUAUAUAAUUAAUAAAGGCAUUGGAUCAUUAUUAUAAAAGAAAGAUUAACAAAGUUACCCUGGAACGAUAGCUUACUUACCCAAAUCUCAACAUUUACAUUUUAACAGUUUUGUAUCUGUUUCAAAGUUGAAACUACUGUAAGAGAAAGGCAAUACUGUUUAUAUCUGAAUCAACAGUAGCAUAAAAAUUUUUAAAUUGAAAUGGCAUUUUAAUUCCUUUUAUUAGAUAAAGUACAUUAACAACAAAGUUUUUCAUAGGAUAUGAACUUGACGAGGUUAGUUCUUCAUCUGAAUUACAGGGUGUUACUAUGAAAUGCAAUUGAUUUUCCAGUAGACAUACAGUCAUUUAAACUUCCAAAUGAGUUUUGUCCAUGUUGCUGUUGGUAUUUUGGAAUGAUUAUACAUUUUAUUGCCAUCAGCAUUGAUUAUGUUCUUUUGAAUAUACUUAGUUAUGGCCAAAGCCUUGCUUGUCCUUUGUAAGUUGAUUUGAUCUUGUGAUGCAACCAAGUCUCAUUUAGGUCAAGACUAAAUAAGAGAUGGAGGGGUAGAGGGUGUGACUCAAGCAGGAUAAUAUUGAUUUGAUAAAGAGCAUAUCACAUACCUGUUUUCUUGCCAGAUAAAGGGCAUAGCACAUGCCUGUUUUCUUAUAUUCUAGAAUAAAGGCUAGGAAAUCUAGGAAAGAUUUUUCUUAAGUAUGUAACAGUGAAAAUGUGAGACAAGGCCUUCAAGGAGACUACCCAGGAAGAUACUCAGUUUGAAAUUUUGGCUUAUACAGCUCUCAAUAGAUUAUUUUACAGUUAUAGUUGAAUAAUCAGUUAUAAUACACUGUAAAGACAUCAGAUUUUCAUUCUGUUCAGUGCCUGAGUCCUUCCUGCUUUUCUUAAUUCUGAGGAUCUGGGCGCUAAGAAAUCAGUACAUUGUAGUGCUUCUGCAUCCCAGAGUCCUUGAGGGUCUUAGUCACUAGUAAGAAUUGGACUUUCUAAUUAUAUUCACUUGGUUUUUUAACAUUAGUAGCUUGAAGAUAUUCAGGGUAUAGUAAAUUUCUACCAAAAAUAUGAUGCAAAGAAUUCUGCCUUGGUCCUUUAUGGUAAAGUAGAUAAUAACAUCCAAAAUAGAUCAUCCACAAGUGCAGCAAACGUUUUUACAUUCUCUUUGAAUAGAAUCCCAACCUCCUCCCCCACGAGUUUGGAAAUAAAGGCUUCCUAAAAUAAUAGAACAAAUUGGCAAACAAUCACUAAUUGGAUCAGUAGGUUCUUACUUAAAUAUCUCUCCUAGAUUUUUAGUGUAUGUUUUGGGAUUUUAUGUUUGUUUUUUGUUUUUAAGCAAGCAUUACAGUUUUUUUUUAAUCUGCUAUAGAUACAUUUUUGUUUUUUGGCUUAGUUGGGGAUAAAAUAAUUUGUUUUUGUAAACUUUCUAAAACUUAUAGAAAUUAAUUUAAUUCACAUAUCUUAAAAAUAAAAUUCUAAAGUUAAAAAAUUUCUGACUUAGUAGGAAGUUAACAAACUACUGCUGAUGCAUUUCAGUUUCCAAAAUCUGUACCCCCCGCCCCAUAAAAAAGGGAGUUAAGAUGUGCUAGUUUAGUUAGUUGAAUUAUAGAUUGAUCCUCUUAAAAUCUGGAGUUUGUAAAGGGGCCUAAAUAAACAGUAGAUAGACUUGGGGGGAUUUUGUAGGGGAAUUGAAACUAACAGUAUUCUGGUUUGUCAGUAUUUACUUUUUUAUUUUUAUUUUUCAGAAAAUUUUCCUUUCCCAGGACACCUUCUUGUAUUAGAACGUCCUCUUCUGUAUCACAUUAAAAACAGAUUUUACUGUUAGACCAAAUAAACUGGGCAAAUAGCAACACUAGAGCAUCUCACCCAGUUUGAACUAGGAUGUUCAUGGAAGUUAUGACAGCAGUAUAUUCCUGAAAUGAAAAUUAACCUAAAUUUUAAGGUGAAUCUAUUUGAAAAUUUCCUUAGAUAAUGAAACCUCGUUUUAUUUGUGCUUUUUGUGAAUCCAACACUUGUUUUCUUACAAAGUAUCUUCUCUAGUAUUCAUAUUUUGUUCUUUUGGGUUUUAAAAUUGAGCUUAUUCGGCCUCAGUCACAUUACAGCAAGGAUAAACUAACAGUUGACUCAAUGAAAGACCCAAACUCCCUGUACAGAUAAAAUUCACUGAAUCAAAGGCACAAUAGCUGUCUUUUCACUUGAGGUCAGAAAAGUAAGAUGACUUAAUUUGAACUAUUAAUUUUCAGUGGCCUCUAAUUAAACGAAAACAAAAAACCACAAAUACUGGCUAGGUAAGAUAUUCCUGAGGUUAUUUUAAAAGAAGUGUGGUACCUAGAAUUCAAUAUUUAAUGCUAACAGUAUUAUAUUUUAGCGAAAUUUAUUUUGGUGGUGACAGUUUAUUAAACCUAAUUAGACUUCUUUCAAUAGCUUGUUGUAGAGACAAUCUCAAGGGCUGGAAAGUGUUGCUAAAAUGAAUAUCAUACAUUUCUGAUAUAUUAAGGAGCUUAUCAAGUAAUUCUGUCAUAGUGCAAGAAUUAUUAAUUUCUUAGAGGGUAUUUUUAAAGGAGCUACUUAAUUGGGAAAAUGUUCUUUAAAUAUCAGUAAUAGUUCAUUAAGUAACAUAGUAGCUGAGAACAUGGACUGUAUUUUUACAUAGCAUAGUUCAGCUUAGGCACACCUUUAGUUGGGAUUAUUGGCAUUCUCUUACAUAGGAAUUGCAUCAUUGUAGAUAUGUAAUUAUGGUAAUAAGCAGUUUUCAUAACCAUGCUCACUCAGACUAUAUCAUUUGAAACUGCCAGUGGCUGUAACUCUCCAAGCCAAAGUUAAUUCAUUUUGUUUCCAUUUUUGACAAUUCACUGUUCACAAAACAACAAAAAUGAUUUCGUAUUUGGCAUAAACAGCAAAAUUUCCAACUUUGCCCUAAAAUGCCGUGGGUAGCAUAUUGCCAUAUGAUUAUAUCAUACAUUUAAUCAUGUAGGGGAAAGAUUUUGGAUAUUUUUUCUUAUUUAAAAAAAUGCUGGCCGGGCGCGGUGGCUCAAGCCUGUAAUCCCAGCACUUUGGGAGGCCGAGGCGGGCGGAUCACGAGGUCAGGAGAUCGAGACCAUCCUGGCUGACACGGUGAAACCCCGUCUCUACUAAAAAAUACAAAAAACUAGCCGGGCGAGGUGGCGGGCGCCUGUAGUCCCAGCUACUGGGGAGGCUGAGGCAGGAGAAUGGCGUGAACCCGGGAGGCGGAGCUUGCAGUGAGCUGAGAUCCGGCCACUGCACUCCAGCCUGGGUGGCAGAGCGAGACUCCGUCUCAAAAAAAAAAAAAAAAAAAAAAGCUAAAUGUAAGAAUAUAGUUUUAAAUCAACAAGUCUAAUAACACUAUUGCAGCUGUACACAGAGAGAACCUUUUGUGCCUUUUUGCCUGCAGUAAGCAUUUAUUUCUAUUUUACAUGAGUUCUAAGAAUGUUGAUUAUUGCACCUUGUUCUUGUGUAAAUAGACUUGAUUAAGGGAUUUUUUUUUUUUUUAAGCAAGGAGCUGUUUUUUAUUACUAGGUGGAUACCUUAGUAAACAUGAGAGGAAUUAUCAGAUAUAUGGUUUUGGAGCCCAGCCUUCCCUGUAUAGUGAGCUGGAAACUCCUUUAGAAUGUAUUCAUUGGUGUGUAUGUGUAUGUACAUAUAUGUAUAGUUAAAUACAUAAACAUGAAACUUAACAUCGCAUUGUUGUGAUGACAAGAAGUAGUAAGGUGCUAGGUGGUUACAUUAAAAAGCACAGCACAGUGUAUAAUCAGUCACUAUGACUGGUGGUUUUGUAAACUAGGUUCAGUUUUUGAACCACCCAGAAUACCUCAUGUGUAAAUACAGUGUUCAUGACUUAAUUGAAAUACAGUUAUUGUAAAAAAAAAAAAAAAAAAAAAAAAAAAGUGAAGCCACUGGUUGGCUUAUGCCUUCUGAUCUAUCAUUCUUGCCUCUUUUUUGUAAAGGGGUUUUUUGUUGUUGUUGUUUUGUUUUUUAAUAGGGUUUACAGCUAGAAUUUUGAAUGCCAAAGUUCUAUUUAUUAAAUUAAGAAAAAAGUUUUCAAUGUUAAUGGCUAGUAUUUUUCCACUGGACUAUUGUUUGUUGAUGUUGGAAUUUGUAUUUACAGAGAAAUAAAUUUUUUAUGAAAAGA
Macaca mulatta (Rhesus monkey) is the source of this 11382-nucleotide messenger RNA. The record is from RefSeq and is a predicted model, not a curated record. NCBI's taxonomy places the organism in Eukaryota, Metazoa, Chordata, Mammalia, Primates, Cercopithecidae.